This is a messenger RNA of Coprinopsis cinerea okayama7#130, 855 nucleotides long. RefSeq lists its product as hypothetical. The record is from RefSeq and is a predicted model, not a curated record. Bases 1 to 855 code for a protein of 284 amino acids. The transcript has a single exon. Lineage: Eukaryota; Fungi; Basidiomycota; Agaricomycetes; Agaricales; Psathyrellaceae.
AUGCAUCUUGACGAGGUCGACGGAACCUUGAUUCCUCCCAUUAAUCGUCUACCCACCGAGGUUCUGGGGUCUAUCUUCCUCGCCACACUUCCCGCCCGCAAGAAACCUACGAUAUCUACGACAGAAGUUCCCCUUCUAUUAACUGACGUGUGCAACCAUUGGCGCGCUGUGGCGAGGGCAACCUCGCAGCUUUGGUCAGAGAUCGAGUUCUAUCUCUCUGACAGAGGACUACCCUGGAACACGAAGUACACUCCCGAUGCGAGAGGAAUUGUAGAGGAGAAGGUGCGAGCGUUCACCCGAUGGAUGGACUAUGCUGGGCCUACCUCUCUCUUUUUCGGACUGUGGUUCGAACACGAGGUGCUGGACGAUGUCUUUCUCCCGAUGCUCUACUCUGUUUUCUCCCCUCGCAACGUGGCCAAGAUCAGAACUUUGGAAACGGCGUGCAUCUCCGAGCGCAUGGAACGAUAUGUGUACGGAAUACCGCCCGAGAGCCUCCAUUCCUUGACUAAGCUCGUCAUGACUUGGGACAAUAUCUACGGAGUGGCUGAGAUGCAAGAUGGAGAAGAUCGUGCCCACUACCACCAUUCCGACAGAGACCGACUUUUCGCAGCACCGUCCCUCACCUCCAUCGACCUCAACUGCUGGUCCGCAUUCCCCUCACACCCCACCUUGCUCGACCUCCCUGUCAGGAAUUGGGCAAAUAUUACCGAGCUACGCAUCAGAGCGUCAGGUCCUGUUCUUGCGAAGACAGUCUGUGAUGUUGAACAACUCGUCUCCGUCCUCGAGAAGUGCGCUUCCUCCCUUCGCACCCCGCACCCUGGAACUUUCCUCUACACCCGACGCUCUGGACUCUGA